This is a messenger RNA of Cladocopium goreaui, 4265 nucleotides long. The record is from the annotation of a GenBank genome assembly. NCBI's taxonomy places the organism in Eukaryota, Dinophyceae, Suessiales, Symbiodiniaceae.
AGUGCACCAUUGCGAUCUCUUUGUGGUUCUGAGUGCAAGCCUCGGAUCUUGUGAAUUCCACUGGACGGCAUUUACAUGAGUCUGAAUUCAUUCGAAGGGAUUGCAGAUAGUAUGACAACAAGGUGCAAAAGAACAGAAGAAUCCAGAAGAUCCUACAGCUGACGCAGCAGUAUGAUCCGCAUUCCUUUGGAGAAAGUCAGAUGAUCCUAUCUCAGGUUUCUCCCCUGCAACUGGCCAAUGCUUGGCAAAAGAAGUAUGUUGGCGCGAUGAUGCUCACCUACGUGUUCACCUGCUGCGCUGGCACGUUGAUCCUCAUGUUGGCGGGCAAGAUAGCUGCCAGAAGCGAAAGGAUCGAAAGGAUACCUCUCCUGGAAGACGGCGUCAAGGACGACACAUCGCAGCCGCAGCCGUUGCCGCAAGAGGCUGGCGUCAGGGCGUCCGUGGGCCCUGUGCCGACGCCAGAGACCGUGGGGUUGGCCACCCACGACUUGGUGUUGCACGUGGACGGUUCCGAGCCUACUAAGCAUCCGGAGCCUAAGAAGGGAAAGAAGAAAAUCGUCAAGAAGAAAAAGGCCCCGCCUUCGAAGUCUUCGAGGUCGAAGCAGCUGCCAGACACUCCAGCACCCAAACAGUCUGCAGUGGCAGCGCAAGAGGAUGCUACCUUUUCGCAGCACGCACGAGGCAGCUUGUUCUCAAGCUCUGACGAUGCUGACAGUCACGAACCCGAGCAGUCUGCAGUGGCAGCGCAGCAAGAGGGUGCCACCUCUGCACAGCGCGUACGGGGCAGCUUGUUCUCAAGCUCUGACGAUGCUGACAGUCACGAACCCGUGCAGUCUGCCGUGGUAGCGCAGCAAGAGGGUGCCACCUCUGCACAGCGCGUACGGGACACCUUGUUCUCAGCCUCCUCUGCUGGUGACAGUCGAACACGUGAGCUGCACGCAGUGACACCAGAGCAAGAGGGCGCUGAUCCUGCAGAGCCGAUCGCCCAGUCUGCCCAGUCAGCGCGGUUGCGGAAGGUCCCGUGGUGGGUGACGUACCGCAAGUGGUGGGUGAUCGCGGCGUUUUCCUGCACCUACCUGCUGUGCCUGGCUGCUGCCCUGGGAAGUAUGGCGACGGGGCAGCUGAGCAAAGAGCGCGGACUCGCCUGGGAGUUCUACACUGGGCUCUUUGCUUGUGGAUGUUUUUGGAUGCUGGUGCAGGCCGUGCUGGCUGCUGCGUGGCUUCCAAGUGGCAAGAGAUAUGCAGCGACGGCUUUUGUUGAGGCUACAAUUGGUGGCGUAUGCCCAUUCCUGUCAGAUGCAUUUGACACCAUGAAGGACAUCCUUUUCGGUGCCCUAUGCUUCAUGGCCGACAACCCGGUGGUGAACGCGCUGGGGGUAGUCACGUUGCUGUGGCUUGUGGUGUUCCAUAUCAUUCUCCUAAGGGACAAAAACUGCCAGCUGGAGUUUGCAGCGAACCACCUCGCGGUGUUAGCGAUGCCAAUACUCGACGCGGCGACCUCUUCCAAAGCACCGGAGAAAACUGAUGACGCUGAUGAAGCUCGUGACGCUGAUGAAGGAAACAAGGAUUGUUGCAUUACCUGCAAGCAAUGGUGCAUCAACAAAGCGAGCUUGGCGUGGUCAGAGGCUUUGCCAGUGAUUUACAAGCAAUUCACGCCCACCAAGAGAAAGAUGUUGGUGUCGGAGAACUUACCCCAAGCGGUCAUUGCGAUUGUGUACCUCGUUUUGGUUGGGGACAGCCCAGUGGUGGCCAUUUUGAACCUGGCGAUCCCGGUGUUGCAAGUCACCCUGGCGUGGGUGCUCUUCAAACCCGUGCAGCGCCGCAUUGCUCCGAAGUUGGCCGGACGCAUCGACGCCGCGCUCGAGGCCUCGGACCUUCAGCAGCUGCAGCGGCUGCGGGAGGAGGCGCAGUUGGAUCAGGAUGUUGAGCUCUUCCGCCAUAUUUGUCUCCAAAGUACCUGGCUGGUAGAUUUUGUUAAGGACGACCAAGGGACCAAGAGACGUGAGUCCAGGUCCAGCUCCUCGGUGCAGGAACGGUUGAAAGCCUCCUUGCGGGUUUGCUCCCAUUGCUUGGACUCUCUCCCCAGUGAAGUGUUGGAUGUCUCGGCAGAACUGAAGGGCAAUGAGAAGGCCUUCAAGGGCGUGUUGGCGAUCGUAUGCCGUGACCUGGAGGCUAUGCAAACCCUCAAGAUGAACAACAACGACAUUCCAACUUCGUGGGCAAAGGAGCUGGCAGUGGGUCUCUCCAAGAACCAUUUCUUGGUGCACCUGGACUUGUCCGGAAACCCUUUUGACGUGGAGGGCAUGAAGGCCUUGGCCCGAGGCUUGAAAGAGAAGCCGCUGGAAAGUCUAGUACUGACGGGCAACGAUUUGGGUGCAGCCGGUGCCAAGGUGGCGAUGGAGAUUCAGACCCAGACCCUGAAAAUUGCCAACAACAAUCUCAAACGCGAGGGCGCUGAGGCGGUUGCAGCAGGUCUUCAUCACAACCAGACCUUGGUCGAGUUAGACCUAGCUCAAAAUGCCCUUGGAGCUGAAGGUAUGCAGGCCAUAGCAAGUGCUUUCCAGAGAAUCUGCACGAUCCAAGAUGCAAAUUUGGACAAUAAUGAUUUCGCAGACGAAGGAGCUGAGGUGCUCGGCACAACGCUUGUCCACAACGGCAAUUUACGCCGGUUGAGCCUGGCAAGUAAUCGCAUUCAAGAUGCCGGUGCCAAGGCCAUUAGCAAAGGCCUCCAAGAAAACACUGGUUUGGUCAAGUUGGUCCUGGAUGACAACGAGAUCGGUGACCAAGGCGGUGAGGCCUUGGCACAAGCACUCCGGGCCAAUCAAGCGCUCAAAGUCCUCCAUAUCCAGCUGAACAAACUUGGGGACCUGGGCUGCAAGGCCCUGGAUCGGCAAAGUGGAGCCCUAGAAGAGCUGGACAUAGAGGGCAAUGAGGGCGAGGCAUGGCUCGAAGAGGAUGAGACAGACUGCAGCCUGCUGCCAGACAUCACCCUACAGGGGCACACCAAGUGUGUAAACAGCGUGUGCAGGCUGAACGCCACCACGCUGGCCAGUGCCAGUAACGACAGCACCGUCAAAAUCUGGGACUGGCCCAGCGGGAGGUGCCUCCAGACCCUCGAGGGGCACACUGGCUCGGUUUUCGCCCUGUGCCGGCUGAGCGCCACCACGCUGGCCAGUGCCAGUGAGGACCGCACCGUGAAAAUCUGGCACUGGCCCAGCGGCAGGUGCCUCCACACCCUUGAGGGGCACCGCGAGUGGGUAUACAGCGUGUGCCGGCUGAACGCCAUCACGCUGGCCACUGCCAGUCUCGAUCGCACUGUCAAAAUCUGGCACUACUCCUACGACUACGAGGGGUUCCGGUGCGACCAGACCCUGAAGCACACUGACCCGGUAUUCGGGUUGUGCCGGCUGAACGCCACCACGCUGGCCAGUGCCAGUGGGGACCACACCGUCAAAAUCUGGCACUGGCCCAGCGGCAGGUGCCUCCACACCCUUGAGGACUGGGUAUACAGCGUGUGCCGGCUGAACGCCGCCAUGCUGGCCACUGCCAGUGCCGACCACACCGUCAAAAUCUGGCACUCCUACUACGACUACGAGGACGAGGAGGCGUGCUUCCAGUGCUACCAGACCCUGGAGGGGCACACUGGCUCGGUAAUCGGCGUGUGCCAGCUGAACGCCGCCACGCUGGCCAGUGCCAGUAACGACAGCACCGUCAAAAUCUGGGACUGGGCGCCUCCAGACCCUCGAGGGGCACACUGGCUCGGUUUUCGCCCUGUGCCGGCUGAACGCCUCCACGCUGGCCACUGCCAGUUCGGACGCAACCGUCAAGCUCUGGAGCCCAAGGUCGUCUCUGCAGGGCCACUGACAUCCUGGCAGUGCGGGGCCCAGCUUGGUAUCAAGCAGCGGCUUUGGUGCAAUGCCAUUGGCUGCGCAUCCCUUGGAUUCUUCCGGAACGUGCAAGGUGCUCUGAAACGACAAGAUGGGCGAGUGUGGCCAGGAUCUGCCAGGCAACAUCCUGCCGUGGGACCCAUGGGACCGAAGGGUCGGACCGAAGUCACGAAGCCCGCCCUGGCGAUCGCCCCCCAAGGCCACGGCUUCACGUUGGCCCAAGAUCCUUGGUCCCAGCCGCGAAGCCAGCGCCAGCCUCUUAUCUUGGAACUUCACCAGUUCGUGGACCCUGCCACAGUCUGCGACUACACCUUAAGCGAGGGCGAAGGUGGAGUGAAGUCUGGCAGGGCAGAGCAGAAAAAGGUGGCAGUGGGGUGA